AUGAUAUCGCUCGACUUUUCCACCAACAACUUGGAGGGAACUAUACCCCCCGAGAUAUCACUGCUGAGCGCCGGACUGCAGCAUUUUGCCCUUCGGCAGAAUUUGGGAGUAUUCGGAGAGCUUCCAACAGAGCUUGAUCGGAUCACAAAGUUGACCAGCCUCAUGCUGUUUGCUACUAGCAUAUCUGGCUCACUACCUACAGAGCUGGGUCAACUGGAAAGCCUCAUCGAUGAAAACCAUUUGGAAGGCCCACUACCAUCUGGUCUCUUUUCCCAGCUCACAAACUUACAGAAUUGGCAAAGCAGUUCCAAUCUCUUCUCCGGUUCAAUACCAACAGAGGUUGGUUUGCUGACUGAUCUCAAACGCUUGGAAGUCCAGAACAACACCGAGUUAUUUGGCACUCUGCCCAGAGAGCUGGUUGCAUUGAGAAACUUGACCAGCUUGGUUGUCAAGAACACAUCCUUGGCGGGCAGCAUCCCCGAGCCACUGUGCAGCAAGAUGUACCAAGAUCAUUGGAUAACUACAGCGCAAGGCUUGCUUUCUGUCAAAGUCAAUGCUCCUGUCUGCGAAGGGACUUUGCUCUGUGGGUGUGACUGUGCCCUUUGUCCAGUGAACUAA
Seminavis robusta is the source of this 618-nucleotide messenger RNA. The record is from the annotation of a GenBank genome assembly. NCBI's taxonomy places the organism in Eukaryota, Bacillariophyta, Bacillariophyceae, Naviculales, Naviculaceae.